Messenger RNA from Hippocampus comes (tiger tail seahorse), 535 nucleotides. RefSeq names its product fibroblast growth factor-binding protein 1-like. The transcript has a single exon. Gene Ontology annotation, molecular function: growth factor binding. The annotation marks the transcript as partial. The record is from RefSeq and is a predicted model, not a curated record. NCBI's taxonomy places the organism in Eukaryota, Metazoa, Chordata, Actinopteri, Syngnathiformes, Syngnathidae. Gene Ontology annotation, biological process: cell-cell signaling.
AUGCUGUUGGUCUCCAACAUGAUCCGACUGCUGUUUUUGGCGUGCCUCUACCAGCAACUGGCGGUGGUGAGCAGUGGCCAAAGAGACGACAUGAAUGGACACAAGGGUGCAAAAAUGGUGCCCUUGCGUCCUUUUCGGGGGAGGGACAAACGUGGGUGUAGCUGGGCUGCGGCGGGUGAGGGCCACGACAUCACCCUGGUGGUCACCUGCGCUGACCGGGGGUCCGCUUCUAUCUGUGAGUACACCGCCACGCCCUCCUCAUGCCCCGGCUACACCGCCGAUGCCAAACUGUACUGGAAGCAGAUAGGUCGGGCGCUCCGGAGGCACGGGGCUUUGUGCCAGGUGGGCGGCGCGCCUGUUAGAGCAGCGGUGUGCAGGCGUGCACCUCCGGAGGCUCACUUCAGACUUCGGACCAAAGAGGCUCUGCCCAUUACCUCAGUGAAGUCGUGCAUCCCUGAGAACCGGAAGUUGGCUCGGGAGUACUGCGAAGAGGCCUGGUCUGAUUUUUGCACCUUUUUGUUCACUAUGGUGCAAG